UCUAACUAGCUGCCUGUUUCAUUAUCUCCUCACUGGGGCAGCAUUUUCAGUCACGAAAUUUAAAAUAUGGUGAAGCUACAGUUGCCCAAUCCUGGCCUGGAGGACAGGAUACCUUCCCAUGCAGAACUUGAAGUCCUUGAGAAAGAAGAGGCAAGCUCCAGACCAAAAUGGGAUAACAAGGCUCAGUAUAUGCUGACAUGCGUAGGGUUUUGUGUGGGCUUAGGAAAUGUGUGGCGGUUUCCGUAUCUCUGUCAGAGCCAUGGAGGAGGAGCUUUCAUGAUCCCUUUCCUGAUUUUGCUAGUCCUGGAGGGAAUCCCCCUGCUUCAUCUUGAGUUUGCCAUCGGUCAAAGGCUGAGGAAAGGCAGUGUGGGCGUCUGGAGCUCUAUCCACCCUACCCUGAAAGGGGUUGGCAUAGCAGCAAUGUUUGUAUCCUUCCUGGUGGGUUUAUAUUAUAACACUAUUAUUGCCUGGGUAAUGUGGUAUUUCUUCAACUCCUUCCAAGAACCCCUGCCUUGGAGUAGCUGUCCUCUCAAUGACAACAGAACAGAUUACAUAGAAGAGUGUGCCAAGAGCUCACCUGUAGAUUACUUCUGGUACAGAGAAACACUGAACAUCUCCACUUCCAUUGACGAUUCAGGCACUAUACAGUGGUGGCUUUUGUUAUGUUUAACAUGCGCAUGGGGUGUACUGUACGUGUGCACAAUCAGAGGCAUCGAAACAACAGGAAAGGCUGUGUAUGUAACAUCAACUCUUCCAUACCUUGUGCUUACCAUUUUUCUAAUACGUGGCUUGACACUGAAAGGAUCAACCAAUGGAAUUGUGUAUCUCUUCACCCCUAAUGUUACCGAGCUGGCUAACCCAGUGACGUGGCUGGAUGCAGGUGCUCAGGUGUUUUACUCUUUCUCCCUGGCCUUUGGAGGCCUCAUUUCAUUCUCCAGUUACAACUCUGUUCACAAUAACUGUGAGAAAGAUGCCCUGAUUAUCUCAGUGAUCAAUGGUUUCACAUCCGUCUAUGCAGCAACUGUCAUAUACUCCAUCAUUGGAUUUAGAGCCACAGCAAGAUAUGAUGACUGUUUUGACAGAAAUAUUCUUACUCUGAUGAAUGCAUUUGAUUUGCCAGAAGGCAAUGUAACCCAAGAUAACUUUGAACAAAUGCAGCAGCUAUGUAACAUGACUGAUCCAACAACUUUUGCAAGCCUGAAGUUUGAAUCCUGUAAUCUGGAAAGUUUCCUGAAUGAUGGAGUUGAAGGAACUGGCCUAGCCUUUAUUGUUUUCACUGAAGCCAUCACCAAAAUGCCUGUCUCACCUUUGUGGUCCAUUCUCUUCUUCAUCAUGCUCUUCUGCUUGGGUUUGUCAUCUAUGUUUGGAAACAUGGAAGGUGUGCUUGUACCUUUACAAGACCUUAAGAUUAUACCCCCCAAAGUGCCUAAGGAAGUUGUUACUGGUCUCAUUUGUGCAGGAUCUUACUUGCUAGCUUUUAUUUUUGUGCUGAAUUCUGGUAAUUACUGGCUGGCUCUGUUUGACAGUUUUGCCGGAUCUAUUCCCUUGCUAAUAAUUGCAUUUUGUGAGAUGUUUUCAGUCGUCUACAUUUAUGGAAUAGACAGGUUUAACAAGGAUAUUGAGUUCAUGAUUGGACACAAGCCCAAUAUUUUCUGGCAGGUUACCUGGAGAGUUAUCAGUCCUCUCAUUAUGCUAGUUAUCUUCUUCUUUUAUUUUGUGGUGAAAGUCAGCGAAGAACUGCUCUACAGCAUUUGGGACCCUAGAUAUGAGGAGUUCCCCAAAACACAGAAGAUUGAAUAUCCCAGUUGGGUGUAUGCUAUUAUUGUAAUCCUCGCUGGAGUGCCUAGUUUGUCCAUCCCUGCCUUUGCCAUCUACAAAGCAAUCAGAAAUUUCUGUAAGAAAAAGAAUGACCGUAUGGGCCUUAUGAUCUCCACAUCUGAGACUUCUGUUAACGGAAACUUAAAGAAUUCAGCAUAAAACCAUUUUAAAAAUGUGGAAGAAUGCUUUGUCAGGGAGAAAAGUAAAGUUUGGGGUUUUUUUAAAAAGAAUCUGGAGUUAAUUUUAUUUUCAUAAAAGGAUAACUGUGUGUUGUUUCCAGGUAAACAUUUGUUUACUUAACAAUGCAAUGCACUGUGAAGGGUUAAUGGCUUGGAUCCUGGAAGCAAAACAACCACAUUUGGAAGUGAUUGGGGCACCAGGCCAAAUCAUUUGUCCUCCUUCUGGUUUUGAAGCCAGCUUGUUUGAAACUGGGUUGCAGUCCCCUGUUUGGGGAUGCACUGCGCUUGACAUGCCAUAAGUGACUCUUCCAUAUGCAGGCAUUCAGUUGGCUGACCAAUGUGAAGGGUAACUUAAUACUGACUUCUCUUGCACAUUAAAUUGUUUUUACUUUAUAUGCCACUGUGUUGCACAAAGCCACCAAUAUUAUGUCUCAUGCAGAAGUUUAAAAUAUUUAAUAAAAACAUUUCU
Phalacrocorax carbo (great cormorant) is the source of this 2466-nucleotide messenger RNA. The record is from RefSeq and is a predicted model, not a curated record. NCBI's taxonomy places the organism in Eukaryota, Metazoa, Chordata, Aves, Suliformes, Phalacrocoracidae.